GGCGGACAGGGGAGGCUCCGGGGGAGGUGACGGUCACCAGGAAGCGAUGCCCGGGCGUCUGCCCCCGCCCUCCCAACCAGCCAGCGGCAGCAGUGGAGGAGGAGGAGAGCCCGGGCAGCCGUCACCCAGCCCCGCGGCGCCCCCGCCACACACACCGGAGCCCCGGCCAGCAGCACAGCGCACCGGGGGAGAUUCAUGUGUCCGUGAUGCCCGCUGUGGUCUGCACCACCCCCGGAGAUGGAGGACACCCCGCUGCCCUCCGGGCUCCUGGAGGUCUGCGUCCUGGUGGGCGCCCCCGUGGAGAAGGUCCGGGAGAUAGACAAGGUCGCUCAGAAAGGUAUAAGGAGUUUACCCACUAUCGAGCCGGAAAUCACUUCUGUCUUCGUCCCUCCGUUUGUUUCCAAGGAUGAGAAGCAGAGUGCAGCGUCAGCUGCUCAGAACAGUUAUCAGAGGGUGGCCAGGAGGCGCUCCUUCCGGAAAAAGAAGGAAAAGCCCAGAGCCCAGACGCCGUCCGGUGACGAUGCCAACCACAGAGAGACCACCACGGAGGAGAUUAGUGUGCCCCAAGACAUUGACCUCAUAGGUUUGCCCCAGCUCUGCUUUCCAGGCGGCCUUCAGGUUACUGCAGAACCCAAAGAGCAGCAUUUCCACUUCCUGGUGUUCACCGAUGUUUUGGGGAACAGGACGUUCGGGGUUGUUGCUCAGGACUCCAGGACCGUCCAGGACACGUUGAGGCUGUCCAGUGGAGCUUACUGGGACUCCUCCACCCGGGACACAAAGACCUACGAUGCCUAUUUACCCUUUGCCCUCUGUGUUAUAUCCCGGUAUCCGUACUACAAUGCCAUAAAGGACUGCCUCUCAUGCCUCCUGACACAGCUGAAAUCUUACAGAGUCGCUGAACUUGACGACCGUAUUAAAGAAUUUGCAGCCAAAUUAUCUCUUAUACCAAGCCCGCCACCUGGACCCCUUCACCUGGUCUUCAGCUUGAAACCCCUUCAGAUUUUUUUUCCAUCACGAAAGGAUCCUGACAGCCCAAUAAUCGAUAUGGAUCUUCAUCUUCCAUUUCUCUGUUUCACUCCCAAGCAGGUGCUGCAGAUCAUGGCCUGCAUCCUGACCGAGCAGAGAAUAGUCCUUUUCUCCUCAGACUGGGCCUUGCUCACCCUCCUGGCCGAGUGCUUAAUGGUCUUCCUCCACCCCAUCAAGUGGCAGCACACCUUAGUGCCCAUCUUGUCUCGUCACAUGCUGGACUUCAUCAUGGCGCCAACGACCUUCCUGAUGGGCUGCCACUUGGAUCACUACAAGGAAGUCUGCAAGGAAGCUGAAGAUAUGAUCCUGAUUGACAUAGAUAGUGGCAGCAUUAACUACUCCUUGGUUGGGGAUGAAGAGGAUUCCGAUGUCCCGGAUAUUCCGGUACAGGCUGCUGAGAUGUUUCUGUGCAGGGUGGAGAAUCUUCAGCUGCACUACGACCUGGAGAUGUCUCAUCGCUCGUCAUCCCUGGACAUCGGGGAGCAGAGGCUGCGUCGGAGACUGUGGCAGCAGAAACUGAACUGCGAGGUGCAGGAGAUCGCUCUGCAGCUCAUCGUUGACAUAUUCCGAGACGUGAAAGCGCACCUUAAUUAUGAGCAUCGCGUAUUUAACAGCGAGGAGUUUCUGAAGACCAGGAGCGUGGAGGACCAGCCGUUCUACAGAAAGGUCCUGCGCACAUACAUGUUCAAUUCGUUUCUCAAAGCUCGCCUUAACAAGAGGAUGGAUGACUUUGCCCGGAUGGAGCUGGACACGACCUCAGAUAUUGAUAGGAGGUCCAGUUUGCAUUUUGAAAACCAAAGACGGCGGGCCACCGAGAAGCUGAAGCGCUUCCGGCCGGAACACAUGUUCAGUAAGAAGCUGGUGAUCAGCAUGCCAAACCUGCUGGACAUCAAGAUGGCCGACGUGCCUGCAGGACCACUCUCCCUCAGGAGACCCCCGCAGGAGAACGGAAAUAAAGUACCGGGGACGUCUGUUUACACUUUCAAGCUACCCGAAGUCCAUUUUCCUCUGGUUCCGCAUGGCAUUCAGACCUAUUACACGGAGCUGAACAAUUACCUCAGUAAAGAGAUCCUCAGCCUGCCCCCCGAGAACUCCGUGCUGCUGGCCCGGUACUACUACCUCCGCGGCCUGGUGUGCCUCAUGCAGGGCAAACUGCUCAGUGCCCUCUCGGACUUCCAGAACCUGUACAAGACGGACCUGCGCAUCUUCCCCAUGGAAAUGGUGAGGAAAGUGGUCCUCUGUCUGCCGGAAUCCGAGCGCCAGCAGGCCGACCGCAGACCGGAACUGAAGAGGCUCAUCGGCCAAGUGUUGGACAAGGAAAGAGAAGUGACGCGGACCGACGACCACGUGAAGAAGUUCGAGUUGCCCAAGACGCAUCUGCACCUGGAGGACUUUGUGCGGCGGAUACAGGAAUCUGGAAUCGUAAAAGACAUUGAUACAAUUCACCGCUUGUUUGAUGCGCUGACUGUGGGUCACCAGAAGCAGAUUGACCCCGAUGUCUUCAAGGACUUCUACACUUGCUGGAAAGAGACGGAAACGGAAGCCGAAGAGGUGAAUCUGCCGUCUAUAGUGGCCAAGAAGCUGGACCAGAACGAGUUUGUGUACAAGUUGUCCAGCUCGGUGAAGACCAACAUGGGUGUGGGCAAGAUCGCCAUGACUCAGAAGCGCCUCUUCCUUCUGCUGGAGGGACGGCAGAGCUACGAGGAAAUAGCCAUCUUUAGAAACAUAGAGGACGUGAAGAUCUCCACCUCCGCCUUCCUGCUCUUAAGGAUCCCGACGCUCAGGAUAAAAAUCUCCUCCAGGAAAGAUGUGUUUGAAGCCAACCUGAAAACGGAAUGUGAGUUGUGGAACGUCAUGAUCAAAGAGAUGUGGGCUGGAAGGAAGAUGGCGGACAGUCACAAGGACCCUCAGUAUGUGCAGGAAGCUCUGACCAACGUCCUGCUCAUGAAUGCGGUGGUCGGUGCUCUGCAAAACUCAAAGGCCAUAUACGCUGUCUCCAAACUCUCGCACUUCGACAGGAUGAAAGAUGAAGUGCCCAUGAUGAUUCCAAAGACCACUUCCGAGACGCUGAAACACCGGAUCAAUCCUUCCACCGGGGAAAUGGUGGCCCAGUCGGUAGACGUGCUGCUGUAUACGCCAGGGCAGCUGGAUGCGUCAGGAAAGGACGACUCACCUAAGUUAUGGUGCGCCCUGGGCGAGGGGAAAGUGGUCGUGUUUAAUGCUUCCACCUGGUCCAUUCAGCAGCAUUGCCUGAAAGUGGGAAACUCUAAACUGAGGUGCAUGGUGGGAGUGGAGCAGAGUCAGGUGUGGGUUGGAUCGAGCGACUUUAUCAUCUAUAUCAUCAAUACGUACAGCUUGUCCUGCAACAAACAGCUGAACGACCACCGGGCAGAGGUCGUGGACAUCGUACUGGACGACAGUGACCGUCAGCGGAGGAUUGCGUACUCCUGCAGCGCGGAUGGGAUGGUCUUUACCUGGGAUGUAAACACCUUGAAGGUCCAUCAGCGGUUCCAGCUGCAAUAUGAUGACGUCACAUCUAUGACCAUGCACGGUGACCUCCUGUUCUUCUGUACGAAAGACCUGGUCCUGCUCUCCAGAAAGAACGGUCAGCAGUGUAGGAAGCUGGAGAUUUCCGAGAACCUGUGCAAGAUCGGUUCCGCAUUUUACUGCAUCCAGCUGUUCCCCGAGAAGGGGCAGCUGUGGGUCUCCUGUAAAGAGGGCAACGAGAUCUGUGUCUUUGACCUGAAGGAUUUCUCCAGAACCGCUCACAAGGUUCUCCUGCAGGACUGCACGGCCAUCACCUGCAUGCUGAGAGUCAAGCAACAGAUCUGGGUCGGCAGCAAGGGAAUAUCGCAGGGUAAAUCCAAAGGGAAGAUCUACGUCAUUGACGCGGAGAAGAAGACUGUGGAGAAGGAGCUGGUUGCACAUGUGGAUAUAGUGAAGUCCCUGUGUUCUGCGGAGGACAGAUACGUGCUGAGCGGGUCUGGAGAAGAAGAGGGGAAGGUGGCUAUCUGGAAGGUGGAAUGAUCCAGAGAAGCCGUUGAAUUAUUUUCUUCUUAAUACUUCGGUCAGACGCCAUCCUGGUGACCCAGAAGAUGUUGCUCCACCUUGGUUCUGGGUGUUGGCCAGAGUGGUCCGUGGCCGGGAACAGACAGGAGUUGUCAGAUAUAAAAGUCAUCCUUUUCGGUUUGAAAAACCAGCGUGUGGCCUAAUAGAUUACUUCGGACAAAUUGUCUUGAAGGGUUCGGAGACCUGGUUCCCGAUUCAGAAAUAUCAGCAGUAACCGUGCCGGAAGUUAGACGGGGAGUCCUCAUGGUACAUCACCCCAACACGCACUAAUGGGGAAAGACUUCAGGGGGAGCCGAAUACCACUGAAGAGAUGUACCCCUGAGUUGUGGUAUCUGUGAUGGACGUGGGGCCUAUGUGACCGGUUCCUGACUUAAUCUACAUAUUGCGCAUUAAUUACCUUGUCCUGCUCCACGGACUGUAGGAUGCUAUAUUGUCGCUAUGGAUUCCACAGUCUGAUCACUACAGGGCGCGAGGUCUUUGGUACUGGUUAUCUCAGGAGAGAAAAAUCAGUGGAUGGACAAAGCUGAUUAUAAAUGUAACACUGGGACUUUCCCUGUACAGGGGUAUAUAUAGAGGUACGGUAGCUCGCCAUGUUUCCCUGAAAGCGAAGCAUCCGGGAAGUCCGUACACCAGUGAUGUCACCGGGGGCGUGACCAAUUAGCGACACAGUAACCACUGCAACGUAUCCGACAGAGAACCGAUUGUAGAACAUCUAAUCGGGAGGACAUUUAUACAGUAACACCCAGCAGUAUUUAUAAUGUGCUAAGAAGCAUUUAUUCUGCUAUUUAUUCACUAAUUAUCAGCAAACAUCUCCACUGCUGUUGUGUCUGCUAUCUCUUGGGGGCUUUUUUUUGUUUGUUUAAAAUGUUUGGAAAGUUACACUACCGUUACCAGAUUUGCACACGUUGACCAGAUCAUGUUUUUUGGAAGGGGCAAAGCUUAGGUUUUGUCUUUGUCGCUUGUGUCAUGUGUUGUUCCGUCUGUCACUUAAGACAAUUUUUGUUUGUGGACUUUUUCUUUUAACUACAAUUGGGCGACUGGACGGGUCUACGGAAGUGACCGCCCCCCUCUCAGUGGCUUUUAUUUAUUUUUAAAGUAACAUUUUUAGGACCAUGAAUGGUGACAAAUAUCCGCAUAUAAUAGCAAUUUAUUUCUGUACCCCACUGCGAGCUUCAAACAUAGUUCAUAUAUUUUCAGUAACUCGAUGAUUUGCCCGGUUAGUAUCAAAUUUGCAUAUACAGUUUUGUUUUGCAAACUAUGACCAAAUACGAUCUGAGACGCAGUCACACACAUAAAGUAAUGUGUCACGUGAGAAGUCUAGAACACAAUGGGCGGUAUUCAAAUGAUCUAUCACGCCCAAUCUCCUUCUAAAGUUAUCACGCAAACCGUGCCCAUAGUAAUCAGGUUUAGCUGCGUAAAAGGGUUGGGCGCCCUCGCUAUCCCGGGGGUAGCGAGCUGAAAUGUUUAUACCACGCCCGUCAGCAGAAACAGAACGGGUGUGGAAGGGGGUGUAAAGAAUUGAAUACCGAUCAUGUCUGUUUGGGGAGGAUGGUGUUGAAUUUAGUUUGAAAAAAUCCAAAUAUACAUGUUAAGUUAGGUCUAAAAAAAUGUAAACUGUAUGAUAUAAAACACACGUGUACGUACCCUCAUUUACCAUUGCUUUUAAGUUUCUCAUUUCUAUGUUAUGGCUCAAUUUGGAUUCCAAAAAAGUUUUCAAUCUCGUUUGCAGUGAUGACGUGUUGAUGUCUAUUUACAAGACUCUUACCUGCCAUUGUGUCGGAGCAAAAAGAAAAUAUUACAGUCCAUUUAAACCUUUCCAUACAUUUUGUACAUGUGAUUUUUUAAAGAACUUUUAGGUACAUACUGUAUAUACACAACCAUUGUGUCUUUCCCCAGUUCCCCCACCAGGUGGCGCUGGAGAAAACGUUAAAGCUUUAAGAAUGACUUUACUAAAGUAACCAAAGAUUCUAGAAAAAUGUAAAAAUGUUUGUUAUAUGUCUAGAAAUAUGUAUUUUUCUCUAAUACGCCCCAGUUACGAUGGGGAAACGUCUUUUCCAAGUUUUGAUAAGUAAGCGCAAACAUAAUAACAUGGUUUGUUAUAUAUAAAGCGUUUACGCACAUGUAUCAUAGACUUAAUUUAAGGAAAUGUUGUACAGUAUACCUUCAGGGUAAAUAAAUAUAUGUAAAUGA
Pseudophryne corroboree (corroboree frog) is the source of this 6285-nucleotide messenger RNA. It is a transcript of the gene DENND3, whose product is annotated as DENN domain containing 3. The record is from RefSeq and is a predicted model, not a curated record. Lineage: Eukaryota; Metazoa; Chordata; Amphibia; Anura; Myobatrachidae. Gene Ontology annotation, biological process: regulation of Rab protein signal transduction. Gene Ontology annotation, cellular component: cytoplasmic vesicle. The transcript is spliced from 23 exons. Gene Ontology annotation, molecular function: protein binding. The coding region runs from base 238 to 4053 and encodes 1271 amino acids.